AUGACCGCCGAAAGCCGGCUGCCGCCGGGACCCCCGCCGCCGCCCCCGCCGCUGAAGGCGGACGCGGCGCCGCCGGGGGAGGAGGCGGCGGUGGCGGCGGCGGCGGGGGCUCGGGGCGGGCGGCGGCGGCGCAAGCGUCCGGCGGAGCGGGGCAAGCCGCCUUACAGCUACAUCGCCCUCAUCGCCAUGGCCAUCGGGCAGGCGCCCGAGCGGCGGCUGACGCUGGGCGGCAUCUACCGCUUCAUCACCGAGCGCUUCCCCUUCUACCGCGACAGCCCCCGCAAGUGGCAGAACAGCAUCCGCCACAACCUCACCCUCAACGACUGCUUCGUCAAGGUGCCGCGGGAGCCCGGCCGCCCCGGCAAGGGCAAUUACUGGACGCUGGACCCCCACGCCCGCGACAUGUUCGAGAGCGGCUCCUUUCUCCGCCGCAGGAAGCGCUUCAAGCGAAGCGACCUCUCCACCUACCCGGCUUUCCUCGCCGAGCGCCCCGCCGCGCCCUGCCGCCUCUUCCCGCUGCCCGCCCCGCCGCCGGCCGCCGACCUGUCCCCGGCCCCCGCCGCCGCCUCCUGCGCCUUCGCCGCCGCCGCCGCUUACCCCGGGCAGGGCUGUCCCGCCGCCGCCCUGCCCCACGCCUACCCUCCGCUGCCCACCGCCCCCGGCCCCUACCCGCCGGCCGGCCCCGGGCAGCUGUACGCGCCGUCGGGGCGCAUCGUACUGCCCGCCUCGCCGCCCGCCCCCGCCGGGCUCUACGGCCGCCGCUCCCCCGCGCCUUACCCGCCGCUGCCCCACGCCUACGGCGGCGGAGGGCAGCUGGGGCCGGGCGAGCCCGGUCCGCGGCACGGCGCUUACCCCGGCGUCCACGACAGGUUCGUCCCGGCGCUCUGACCCAGCCCGACAGCGCGGACCGGAGCCCGGGAGAGGGGCGGGCUGCGGGGCUUCCCCGGCGCCGCUGGACACGGGGCCGCUCAGGAAGAAGCUGCAGGACCUUGGGCUGCGCCUCCGCGUCCCGCCGCCUGCCCGGGUCUUCCGGCGAGGACCAACACCGCCAGCCGGGGGGACCCUGCUGAGCCCCGUCCGCUCUCGCCAGAGAAGCCCUAGGGGCUCCCAAGUGCCUGGAUGGGGCAAAAAGCCCUUUCCUCUUCCACUUCCUUUCCUGGGACAGGUGCUCAAAGCUUCCUGACAGGCUCCCCUCAUUCCAGCGAACCCAACUGGGCCCCCCGGUCUGUCCGGGAAGAUCUCAAUUUUAAAAAUCUCUCCGCUGUCGAUGAUUUUAUUUACAGAACAAAACGUCUGCUAGGGCGAGGGAGGAGGGAGACAGGAGGAAGCAUUCCCCAGCUUCAUGCAGCCAAAGCCGUAAAAGUGGGAUGCGUGGCACUAAAGUGGUGGCGUGUGCCUGAUGUUGCGCAGGGCUAUCGUGUUAGUGCCAGGCUCUGCACCAAAAACAUGGUCAGGGACAGGGAAGGUCUGGAUACUGGGGUUGCAGCCAGCCAUGGCAAGUCAGAUCCCUUUCAGGGGUUGUGCUGUGUGCUGCGGGGGUGGGAGAAUGGUGGGAUUUGAAGUAUAAAAUUUUUAUCAUGAGCAUGCUCAGCCCCUGGCAGAGGGACCCAGCGACACUGUGGUAUCUCUGCCCUUGAAGAUCUUCCCGUCUUGAUUGAACAGAACCUGAGUGACCUGAUAUGGCUUUGGCAUUGGAUCCAACACUGAAUUUUGACCUGCUUUGAAUGGAGACCCGGUCCAGAAGUCUAUGGAGGUCCUUACAUCCUAAAUUACUUUGAUCCUAAGGUCAGCCCAGCUCUGUCUGUAGCCUAGAGAAAUUGGUAUCUAUGGGGAAAAGCUUUCCUUCCUCAAACAGUUGAGAGUGGCAGGACAUGGUGCCUUUUCAUCUUCAAUUGCUCUGCUUUCAAGCUUUUCUAGGAUGGAAAAAUGGCUAGAGGAAAACACAGAGAGGGCUGUGAGAGGCAAAGGCUUGAAAAUGGAUCCAUGGGGAAACUCAAGCAAAUCCCUCCCACCAGAUCCCACCACCCCUGAAAGGGGCCUGGAGAGGUGGUGGAUGCCCAGGGCUCUGCCUGCAGCUGUGAGCAGAGAGGAAGCAGAUGUAGCCCUGCCAGAUCUCCUUAUUCACCUCUGUUUUCCUGGGAGCUUGUGUGACCAGGGCCAGGAGGAGGUUGGUGAGGGGUAGUGCAGCGUGGUGGGGCCUUGACUGGGGAGAGGAAGGUGGAAGGUGCAGCCAGCGCCUCAGCAGAAGCUUUGAAAGAGUAGAGAGGGUGCACAUACAGCAGGGCCUCUCACCACAAAAAGGGUAUACAGAUCAUGGUAUAACUCGUGUUGGAAGAGACCUUGGGAAGUUUCACUUACGACCUUGUGCUCAAAGCGGGGUCAGCUAUGAGUCAGUCCAGGUUGCUCAGGGCUAUCUAGUUGAGUCUUGACGCUCUCCAAGGAUGGAGAUGGCACAGUCACUUUGGGCAACUUGACUGUCAUAAUGGGGGAGAAGUUUCUCCUUGUAUACAUUCAGCACCUCUCUAGUCUCAUUUCAUGUCUACUGUCCCUUGCCCUGCUGCUGUGCACUGCUGCAAAGAGCUCUGAUCCCAUGAAGACACCUGUACUUUCUGCUCCAUGGAGGAUUUUUCAGAUGAGGUCCUCAGCAGGAUGAAAUUUGUAUAGGGGCAGGUUCCUUGCCUCCUCUGGGUGCUAAGGUCCAGGUAUCCAAGUGGGACGUUAGAGGGAGAAAAUGGAGUAGAGCAGGAAGGUGGUUAGGUGUCCCCACGGCACAGUUUGUGGUGGAGGAGGCUCAAGCUCUCUGCAAUAGGUUGAUAGGAGAAGUUGUAUAUGUGCCUACCGUGGGGCUCUGAGGUGGGAGAUGAGUGUUGGUUUCAAGGCACCCAUCCCUCUCUCAGAGCGGUCAGGCUGGGGCUGGCCUGGUACUGCUGUGUCUAUCUGGACCUUUUUGUGGUACUUCAGGAAACUGCUACCUGUACGCAUAGCUGGGGAGGUUGCGUUGCCAUCAGUGGGGAGCACAGGCGGCAAGAGUAGACCUUAUUCAAAUCUUUAGGGUGAUGAGGUGAGUCAGAUUUUUCCCUUCCUUACUUUGCCUUAUGAAGAGCUGCAUUGUCUCUUUCAAUGUCCUCCCUGGUCCUGGCAUGUCCAGAAGCUGCUUCCGUCCUGGAGAGAGCAGAGUCCUGCCUCUGCAACUUGGCUGCCUCAGCCCCGGGCAGGUCUCCUUGGCAGCUGUACUAGCUCCUCUCCCAACUUCACCCUUCACCAGCUGGAAGAGAAGCCAGCAGACUGGGCUGUGCCAGCUCAGUUUUUUGAGAGGUGCCUGCUGGCUCUCUGCUUUGCGCUUGCAAAGGACCAGACUGUGUCCUGUUGUCCCUUUGCUAGCAAGUCGAGCUGACCUCUUUCUGGUUUGUGGAUACCCUGGGGAGUAAUUGUCCUCUUAAUGCCUACUUCUUCCUUCCUUCCUUCCUUCC
Molecule: messenger RNA, 3470 nt
Organism: Chroicocephalus ridibundus (black-headed gull)
Lineage: Eukaryota; Metazoa; Chordata; Aves; Charadriiformes; Laridae
Gene: FOXE1
Product: forkhead box E1
Exons: 1
Coding region: 1-888 (295 amino acids)
Biological process (GO): regulation of transcription by RNA polymerase II; anatomical structure morphogenesis; cell differentiation
Molecular function (GO): RNA polymerase II cis-regulatory region sequence-specific DNA binding; DNA-binding transcription factor activity, RNA polymerase II-specific
Source: RefSeq, a predicted model, not a curated record